Zea mays is the source of this 765-nucleotide messenger RNA. RefSeq names its product serine/threonine-protein phosphatase PP2A-1 catalytic subunit-like. Lineage: Eukaryota; Viridiplantae; Streptophyta; Magnoliopsida; Poales; Poaceae. The coding region runs from base 409 to 723 and encodes 104 amino acids. The transcript has a single exon. The record is from RefSeq and is a predicted model, not a curated record. Gene Ontology annotation, molecular function: protein serine/threonine phosphatase activity.
CCAGCCGCACGCCGCAAUCCCGCCGCGAACGCCGCGAACCGCCAUCCCGCCCGCACGCAAUCCCAGCCGUGAGAAACUGCGUCCGCUUCCUACGCCCAUUUCCUGCUCUCUCCAUCCACGAAUCGCGUCUGGCGCAAUCCUCUCCAUCGGCGAAUCACGUCCGCUUCCCUGCUCUCCAAGGUUUUCUUCGCCCUCCGCCGGGAUCCACAGAUUCCCCAUCUGCCCUCCACUCGGAUCGACAGACGCAAUCCGUGCUCUCUCCUCGCCCUCCGCCCGGAUCCACAAGUUCCCAUCCGCGUCUGUGUCGCGCUCCUCCUCCUCGACUGUUCUGGCUGGGGUUGCGGCGGAGGGAACUAGGUAAGGGGGUAGGAAAGGGGAGGUUUGAGGGAGAGCGCAGCGGCAGCGGCGAUGCCAUCGCACGCGGAUCUGGACCGCCAGAUCUCGCAGCUGUGGGAUUGCAAGUUCCUGCCUGAGGCGGAGGUCAAAACGCUAUGCGAGCAGGCCAAGGCGAUCCUCAUGGAGGAGUGGAACGUGCAGCCCGUGUGCUGCCCCGUCACUGUCUGCGGCGACAUCCACUGCCAGUUCUACGACCUCAUCGAGUUCUUCCGCAUCGGUCAGUCCCUCCCGCCUAUCCUAGCCCCUCUCGACUCGUUCUUGGUUCCGGUCGAUCUGUUAAUUUGUAUGGUGGUUCAAUCUGUUUCUCUGGAGAUUGUUAUUAGCUAGGAGUAUUGGUUUCAAUAUAUCGUGCUUGUGAACUGAGGCGCU